Molecule: messenger RNA, 1572 nt
Organism: Desarmillaria tabescens
Lineage: Eukaryota; Fungi; Basidiomycota; Agaricomycetes; Agaricales; Physalacriaceae
Exons: 9
Coding region: 182-1183 (333 amino acids)
Source: RefSeq, a predicted model, not a curated record
ACUUGCAUUACAAUGCUGACGGGUAUCAGAGAAGGCAGGUAGUCUUGCAACAUAAAUCCGCCAUUUACCGCAUACAUCGGGAUAUAGCCUUGCUGAAUAACACCAGGCAUUUACGAAAUCUAGGCGACGACCGCUAGAAUAAAAGGCAUCACGUCCAGAAGCUACUCUGUAUUCCUCAAACAUGGCAGAGCUUCAUGUGGCUACAGCGAUGUCGCUUUCUGGACGAGUAGGCCUUGUUACAGGAGGAGGGACUGGAAUAGGAUUUAUGAUUGCAAAAGCCUUCGCUGCAAACGGGGCGAAAGUAUACAUCACUGGGCGUAGGCAGGAUGUGCUAGAGCAAGCCGCGACAUCAGUUACAGGCGUCCCAGGAUCUAUUAUUCCGAUCCAGAUGGAUGCUACUGACGAAGAGAGUGUCAAGGCUGGUGCCAAGCACAUUGAAGAAAUCGACGGCAAACUUGAUAUCCUUGUUAACAAUGCAGUAUUUGCAGGAUCCCUUCGCGACCCAGACUUUACCACAAAGAAGCUCGCGGCGACAGAUCCAUUUGAACCUGAAACCGUCCAAAACUGGGCAGAUAUGUUUGCACUCAACACGAUUGCCCCGUUCUUCGUCGUACGCACUUUCCAAGCGCUCCUCGUCAAAGGAGCUCGGUCCCGCCCCCAGGGCACAUCCAGUGUCAUCAACAUCAGCAGCGCGGCAGCCAAGAUGGACUCAACGAGCCCUCUGUCGUCUAUAGCAUACAACGUAACGAAGGCUGCUUUGAAUAAGCUCACACUUGUUCUGGCAACGAAUUUUGCUGGGAGGGAUAUUCCGAUUCGUGUGAACGCGCUGGCUCCGGGCGCGUUUGCGUCACAACUGAUCAGUCCUGAGGUUUUGGAAGCGAUCAAGACUGAGCCAAUGCCUGGGUUAGUCGCGCCGAUUCCUGCAAAGAGACAGGGAAAUGAGGCGGAGAUGGGGGUGUCGACAGUCUAUUUGGCUGUGUCUGACUAUACGAACGGAGCGAUUUUGAGCAUUGAUGGUGGAUUAUCGCUGAUUCAAGAUGACUACUGUGGUACACAAGAUCAUUCCAGAUUGCGUGUCAGGAGACCAAGAAGCAGGUCGAUGGUUUUUUUUUUUGCUCAACACAAUAAUGCGUCAACGAACACGGAUUACCGGUUUAAUAAUCGACAGCUUUUACACGACUAGGAGUUAGGGUUAGGAAGACAGUAUAUCCACUUCAUUACUGUAUGCCGUUGCACAAGAAACUUCAACUUUUCGCAAGCCCCCCGUAUUUUCAAACCAUGACGAUGUGCUGGGCACUUUUCUCUCUGUGCGUUUUGGAGUCUUUCGUGUGUCUAGGCUUCAGUUUCUUUCCUUACGACCAUUCAAGCUAGAGAUUUUUGCCGUACCCUGCAUCGUCGCUUACUAGGCAGCCGAUCAGCAUCUCCACUAACCACCUGAAGAUACUAGACUGUCCUCCGUGUAGUGUACCAUCGGCUCCUAGUCAGGAACGCGGGAGUCAGGACGUACCAAAUUUACAACGGAGAUUUAGAAGGGCGGAAAACUUGACGCAGAAGUGGAGAUGGCCAUUCGCC